Messenger RNA from Corvus hawaiiensis (hawaiian crow), 1559 nucleotides. It is a transcript of the gene SLC25A11, whose product is annotated as solute carrier family 25 member 11. NCBI's taxonomy places the organism in Eukaryota, Metazoa, Chordata, Aves, Passeriformes, Corvidae. Gene Ontology annotation, cellular component: mitochondrial membrane. Bases 88 to 1014 code for a protein of 308 amino acids. Gene Ontology annotation, biological process: mitochondrial transport; thiosulfate transport; succinate transmembrane transport. The transcript is spliced from 8 exons. Gene Ontology annotation, molecular function: thiosulfate transmembrane transporter activity; antiporter activity; malate transmembrane transporter activity. The record is from RefSeq and is a predicted model, not a curated record.
CCCCCCCCCCCCCCGAGUCACCUUGGGGCGCCGCCGGUGCCGGACCCCGCGCGCCCCCCACGCCCCCGGUACCAGGGCCCGGCCGCGAUGGCGGCGGCGCCGGCGGCUGAGAGGCCCAAGACCUCCCCGAAGUCCGUGAAGUUUCUCUUCGGCGGCCUGGCCGGGAUGGGGGCCACAGUCUUCGUGCAGCCCCUGGACUUGGUGAAGAACCGGAUGCAGUUGAGCGGGGCCGGGGCCAAGGGCCGUGAGUACCGGACGUCCCUGCACGCCCUGGGGUCCAUCCUACGCCACGAGGGACUGAGGGGCAUCUACACGGGGCUCUCGGCGGGGCUUCUUCGCCAAGCUACCUACACCACCACGCGCCUGGGCAUCUACAGCGUCCUCCUGGAGCGUUUUGGGGGGGCUGAUGGGACCCCCCCUCCGUUCCUGGCCAAGGCAGCCAUGGGCAUGACAGCAGGAGCCGCGGGGGCCUUCGUGGGGACCCCAGCUGAGGUGGCCCUCAUCCGCAUGACAGCUGACGGCAGGCUGCCCCCUGGUGAGCGCCGCGGGUAUCGCAAUGUGUUCGACGCCCUUGUGAGGAUGGCAAGGGAGGAGGGGGUGCUCACGCUGUGGAGGGGCUGUAUUCCCACCAUGGCCCGUGCUGUGGUGGUCAACGCUGCCCAGCUUGCCUCCUACUCCCAGUCCAAACAAUUCCUGCUUGACUCUGGGCAUUUCCGCGAUGACAUCCUGUGCCACUUCUGCGCCAGCAUGAUCAGCGGGCUGGUGACCACGGCCGCCUCCAUGCCCGUCGACAUCGUCAAGACCCGGAUCCAGAACAUGCGGACAAUAGAUGGGAAACCCGAGUACCGCAACGGGCUGGAUGUGCUGCUGAAGGUGGUGCGGUAUGAAGGCUUCUUCAGCCUCUGGAAGGGCUUCACCCCCUACUACGCCCGCCUGGGCCCCCACACCGUGCUCACCUUCAUCUUUCUCGAGCAGAUGAACAAGUGGUACCAGCGGCUCUUCCUCAGCGCCUAACACCCCCCUCCCCCCAGUGGGUGGGGGGGUUGGGGGGAAUCCAACCCGAUCCUGUGGGUUCUGUAGGGGCACCCGACCCCCCACGAAGGGGCUUUGGGGGGGGUCUGACCUCUCCCUUAGGUGCUCUGGGGAGGUGGCUCUAUAGGAGUGCCUGGCCCCCGUCAAGGCUAUGAAGUGGCCCUGGGGCCCUGUGGAGGGGUCUUGUGCCCUGUAAGGGUGCAUGACCCACUCCUUGGGGCUAUAGGGAUCCCUGGGGCUCUAUGAAGGGGCCCUGGGCUUGACAGGGGUGCUGGAUCCCUCCCACGGGGACAACAGGGGAUGCCUUGUCCCUAUGGGGCAGCCCUAUAGACAGUGUAGGGCACCCUCCCCCUGUGCUCCCCUCCCGCCCCUCUGGGGGUUUUGUUACCAGCCAAUAUCAAGUUCAAAAUGUGGGGCAGGAGCCCCCCCAGAUUCCGCCUCCUUCUCUUCCCCCAGCACCCUCGACCUUGUGCUUUGUUAAUGAAUCAUGGAUCGUGAUCAUAUAAUUAAAGCAAGACCUACAGACA